Molecule: messenger RNA, 882 nt
Organism: Penicillium angulare
Lineage: Eukaryota; Fungi; Ascomycota; Eurotiomycetes; Eurotiales; Aspergillaceae
Product: thermonuclease family protein
Exons: 2
Coding region: 1-882 (293 amino acids)
Cellular component (GO): cytoplasm; mitochondrion
Source: RefSeq, a predicted model, not a curated record
AUGCGAUGGCCACCAUGGAGCUCCAAGUCACACAAUGACGACACACAACAAGAAAACAACAACCGGACAAGUUCACUGAUCGGCUCCAACUCCAACUCCAACUCCGCACCCCAGAACAGCACCCUCGACUGGACCGCCUUCAUAGAGCCUAGAACUCUCGUCCCAACUAUUCUCCUCACAAGCGGGAUCCUAUUCGCCGUUCGCAUACACAAACGAUACCUGCGUCGCGUCCCCGACGCGCCCAGCAUCUCAUCCUCCUGGCUGCGCCGCCGUAGCAUAUUCGGAAAAGUAACAAGCGUGGGAGAUGGCGAUAACUUCAGAAUCUUCCAUACACCAGGAGGCCGACUAGCGGGAUGGGGAUGGCUACCAUGGAAAAAGAUUCCCAGCACGAAGAAAGAGCUUAAAGAUAAAACGAUUCACAUCCGAAUAGCCGGUGUAGACGCGCCAGAACUCGCACACUUCGGUCGUCCCGAACAACCCUUUGCACGCGACGCCCACACCUGGCUAACCUCAUACCUACUUCACCGUCGGAUCCGCGCCUCGAUCUAUCGCCAAGACCAAUAUAACCGGGUUGUGGCGAGCGUGUACGUACGUCGCGCAUUCGACUUCCCACCCUUUCGAAAACGAGAUGUCUCCUACGAGAUGCUUCGACGAGGACUCGCAACUGUUUACGAGGCGAAAGUAGGCGCCGAGUUCGGUGGUGAUGCGAUGGAGAAGAAGUAUCGCCGAGCAGAGUGGUGGGCUAAGAUGAGAUCUAAGGGAUUAUGGAAGGAUUAUAAGCGCGUUGGGUCGGAUUGGGAGAGUCCGAGGGAAUAUAAGACUCGAAUGGGGAUGGGUGAGCCUGCGGAGAAGGAGAAGGCAAGUGGAGGAAAAACAAAGUGA